AGUUUCGUGGGCGCGGUUUGUGUCGAUCUUCACCAUAUAAGGAAUAAGUGACAUUUAAGUGUCACUGAUCACGUGCAGUCACGAGUUCAAAAACAUUAAGUAUCUGAGGGACUUAGUUUUUUUUAGUGCCGAAUAUAUGAGAAAAACUCUUUCUCCUUUCCGUCUGGAAUUUUAUAUUCCGCAGUAAUAUUAUAAAGAUUAACCCUUAAAAACCUUUAUAUGCUAAAGAGCGUACAUAGGUGAGCCCUUUCUGGGCUCGGCGGAAAGGCGAGGUUUGAUACCUUACCAGACUACACUCUUUUACACCCUUAUGAACGAAAAAAACUCGGACUUCAACCUUAUUCUCAACCCUCCCAACUACGAAAAGAUUCUUUUCGGCUUUAGAGAAGAGCGUCUUUUACACAACAAAUUUUUUGUCUUUCAACUAAGGUUCUCCAACCCAGAAAAUAUUCUUAAAAAGAAGAUAACUUCUUUACACCAAGUCUCUUUACACCACUUGGAACUUUGGAUAGAAGACUCUUUCGUCCAAACUGACGACCACUCUUGCUUCGAAUUCUUGGCGUUGGCAUGGUCUCGUGCUCAGCAAGACAAUUUUCCUUUUUUGGAUACAUGCAACGUGUAUUUUAAUUACAAAGAUAUCCAAACUACACCAAUUAAAACUCACGCUACACUAACCAAAAUUUUCCUUAUCGGGAUUAACCUUCACGUUGACAAGAAUCUUCCAGAUAUUUGGGCAAGACAGUCACGUGAUAUAGAUAAAAUUUUUUCUAAGGAUGAUAUAUAUUCCUUAUGGCGUUGGUUAUUAUUUCAUGACACUUCUGGUUUAAAUAAAGGCUCAGGAGUUACCAUCAUGAUUACUGACAAAAUAGCAAAAGAUUUACAACAUACAGAAUUUCUCGAAGGACAUCGCAAUUCUUCUCUAUUAACACCUCAAACCAAAGCAGUAUCUGCAAAAUAUUUGGAAAAAUCAUCUUCUGGUCUUUCAUUACUUAAUUAUAAUAAUCUUCCUGAACCAAAAAAUUCUGAUGAUUAUUAUGAACAAAAUGAUAAUAUAAUAAGCAGAGAAUUUUCAGAAUCUUUACAACUUAACUUUUCCCAAUUGAAUAUUAAUACUUAUGAAUCUUGUCAAAUCAAUAUUUCUCAGUUGAAUAUUAAUGAGAAUGAAUCUUCACAAAUUUCUACUAUUUCUCAAUUGAAUGUUAAUGAAGAUAGUCAAAAUAGCGAAUCAGGGAGUAAAAGAAAAAAUUAUUUUUUAAGUCAAAUUAACGAAUCUGAGAGUGAAAGAAAAAAAAUUAGAAUAGAAUAA
Messenger RNA from Rhizophagus irregularis DAOM 181602=DAOM 197198, 1306 nucleotides. The record is from RefSeq and is a predicted model, not a curated record. Lineage: Eukaryota; Fungi; Glomeromycota; Glomeromycetes; Glomerales; Glomeraceae.